CUUGCACGUGUUGCAAAGCUUCUUUAAAAUCACAGAUGCGUGUGGGAGUUGCCAUCCGACGUCCCCUCCUGCUAAGCAGUAUUUAGAGGGCAGACAAAGCUUAUGACAUCCACUUCUAACUCCAACCAAAAUCCGAGCCCAUGAAAAAAACAUACAAAGCUCCUCUCAUCAAUGCCUCUUAAUUCUUUAUUUAUCUUCUUCCUUCUCCUUAUAUCAUGUCACUGGAUCGGAACCGAGGCUGCCGGUGGCCGGUGGCAACUUCUGCAGAAAAGUAUUGGCAUAACAGCUAUGCACAUGCAGCUCCUCAACAAUGACCGUGUAGUAAUCUAUGAUCGAACAGACUUUGGCCCCUCAAAUCUGUCUCUACCAGAUGGGAAGUGCCGGAAUGAUUCUUACGACCUCGCACUCCAAAAUGACUGUACUGCUCACUCAGCGGAGUAUGAUGUUUUGACAAACACAUUUCGGCCUCUUAUGGUCCUCACUGACGUUUGGUGCUCUUCCGGGGCUGUAAUGUCCGAUGGCCGCCUGAUUCAAACCGGUGGAUUCAAUGAUGGCGAACGUAGAAUCAGGAUUUUCACACCAUGCAGCGACUGCGAUUGGGUAGAGGUGGGGAAUGAACUUGUCGCAAGAAGAUGGUAUGCCACCAACCACAUAUUGCCAGAUGACAAACAAAUUAUUAUCGGUGGGAGAAGGCAAUUCAACUAUGAGUUUUAUCCAAAAAAUGGAGCUUCAAAUGUGUACAGUUUACCGUUUCUUGUUCAGACAAAUGAUCGUGGCGUCGAGAACAAUCUCUACCCAUUUGUUUUUCUUAAUAUUGAUGGUAAUUUGUUCAUUUUCGCAAAUAAUCGAGCGAUAUUGUUCCAUUAUGCGGGAGGAAAGGUGGUGAAAACUUACCCAGCAAUCCCUGGAGGUGACCCACGGAGCUAUCCAAGCACGGGUUCUGCAGUCUUGCUUCCAUUGAAGAACUUACAAGGAACGGCACUUGAAGCUGAAGUUUUAGUUUGUGGUGGUGCACCAAAAGGUUCCUAUAUCCAGGCAACAAAAGGUAUCUUCGUUAAAGCAUUAGAUACAUGUGGGCGAAUGAAGAUAACCGAUCCAAAUCCACAAUGGACAAUGGAGACCAUGCCUCAAGCAAGAGUCAUGGGUGACAUGACAUUGCUUCCAAACGGCAACGUCUUAAUCAUCAACGGUGCUGGAGCUGGUACUGCUGGAUGGGAAUACGGACGGGACCCAGUAUUAACCCCAGUCAUAUACGGACCCGAACUGGGAAUUGGCUCACGGUUCGAGUCACAAAACCCAAACACCAUUCCAAGAAUGUAUCACUCCACAGCAAUUUUGCUGAGGGAUGGAAGAGUUCUUGUAGGUGGCAGCAACCCUCACAUAAACUACAACUUCACAACACCUUUAUUUCCUACUGAAUUAAGCUUAGAGGCAUUUUCUCCUCCAUAUUUGGAUAUAGACAAUAACAGUUUGAGGCCAAAAAUCGUGUCUCCGGCAUCCGAAGCUGCAAUUGGAUACGCUCAAAAACUAGUGAUACGGUUCCAGGUGGGAAGAAGCCCAGUAGAUGCAAAACUGGUGUCUGUGACAAUGGUGUCACCUUCAUUUACAACACAUUCCUUCUCUAUGAACCAGAGAUUGUUACAUCUUGGGAAUGAGAAAGUGACACUUGUCGGAACGGCGACGUACGACGUUCAGGUGACCACUCCACCUUCGAAAAAUCUUGCGCCGUCGGGAUAUUACCUGUUAUUUGUUGUUCAUCAGGAUAUUCCCAGCGAAGGCAUUUGGAUUCAAAUAAAGUAAUUUUUUUUAGACUCCCAUAUGUUACAUAUAACUAAUGCAAUAAAUAUUAUUGCAUUAGAUAGAAUUAUAAUUUAAAAGGAAAUGUUUAUUUAUUAGUUUUUUUUUUUUUU
This is a messenger RNA of Manihot esculenta (cassava), 1910 nucleotides long. Its product is annotated as aldehyde oxidase GLOX. The transcript has a single exon. The record is from RefSeq and is a predicted model, not a curated record. The coding region runs from base 172 to 1800 and encodes 542 amino acids. NCBI's taxonomy places the organism in Eukaryota, Viridiplantae, Streptophyta, Magnoliopsida, Malpighiales, Euphorbiaceae.